This is a messenger RNA of Aphis gossypii (cotton aphid), 1476 nucleotides long. RefSeq names its product longitudinals lacking protein, isoforms H/M/V-like. The transcript has 5 exons. Gene Ontology annotation, molecular function: protein binding; DNA binding. Gene Ontology annotation, cellular component: nucleus. The record is from RefSeq and is a predicted model, not a curated record. Gene Ontology annotation, biological process: regulation of transcription by RNA polymerase II. NCBI's taxonomy places the organism in Eukaryota, Metazoa, Arthropoda, Insecta, Hemiptera, Aphididae. Bases 1 to 1119 code for a protein of 372 amino acids.
AUGGCUGAUCAGAGGUUCUGUUUGCGGUGGAACAACCACCAGCCUAACCUGGUGAAUGUCAUGACGGGCCUGUUGAACAGUGAGAUGUUCGUGGAUGCCACUAUCGCCGCCGAGGGCCGUAAAAUACAAGUGCACAAAGUCGUGCUAUCUGCUUGCAGCAGCUAUUUUCAAAUGCUUUUCAACGAAACACCUUGUCAGCAUCCAAUAAUCAUCAUCAAAGACAUGUCUUAUAAUCAUUUGAAAACAUUAAUUGAGUUUAUGUACUAUGGCGAGGUUAAUAUCUCUCAAGAUCAACUCCCAAUUAUUUUAAAAGCAGCAGAAAGCUUACAAAUAAAAGGGUUGACAGAGAAAACCAUGUUUCCCUUUGCUACAACACGACAUGCAGAAACUGAAUAUAGUUUGUUGUCACCCUCGGCUAAACGAAAAAAAAUGCAUCUCAUGAAAACAUCCAGUGAUAAAUCUGAACACAAUAGUUCUAUCGAAGAUAUUUCAGUAACCGAACAAGACAAUAUGUCAACUAGAUCUCAACCUACAUCACAAGGACAAGACACAUCAAAACCUAUUAGUGUAAGCAAACAAUCAUCUACAGAUAAUCAUACAACAAUUGUUCACCACAAACCUGAAGGUUGGUCGUUUUUGGAGCAGCUCUCUGAUUGCCCGCCUCACAGUGUCUACGCCAUACCCAAAGCCAAAGCAGUAUCCAAACCAGAGAAUAAAGUACGCAAAAAACGAGAACCCGGUAUACGAGAGAGUGAUCGUUUUAAAGAAGCUCUUGAAGCUGUACGUGUGGGCCGUAUGGGAUUUUGUCGUGCUGCUCAAGAGUAUGGGAUAAAUAACCGUACAUUGUGGCUCGAGUACAAAAAAAAAGGUUAUCCCGUUCAUCGAAAAGGUCAGUCUUCCUCAUCAAUUCCAGUACCAUCGCCAGCAUCAUCAAUCAAUGGUCAAUCAUCCGAGCAAGUGUAUCAAGCGCCACUAUACGAACCUUCAACAUCUCAAACUUCGGCAGUUGAUCAUCCUGCUUAUGUUUCACAAAUGUACUCACAGCCUCUGACAGUGAUUAACCCAUGCUAUUAUUCUUCACCUGCACCUUCAAUAUUUUCAACAGACAACCAUACAUAAACUAUGGAUUUAUUUAUUAACAGAUCAUAUUUUUAUUUUGUUUCCUUUUAUUUUAGUUGAUAAUUUCACUUAUGCUGGUUUGCACAAAUAGUUUAUAAUAUUAAUAAUUUAACGAUUCAUUAAUAUUUGAUGACACAUCCAUCACAGUUCAUUUUUUUUAUGUUUAAGGGAUUGUUAAGUAUUUAAUGACUCGUUAAACUUCUCUGAAACAGAUGAUUGUGCAAUCUGGUGUUAAUUUUAAAUUAUUUAUUUGUAUAGAAAUUACGAUUAUAAUAUAUUAUUAGGUUUAAUUUGAUUUGUAUAACAAAACUAUUUUUAAAUUUAAUGUGUAUCGAAAUAUAACUAUUGUAUUUUGUA